Molecule: messenger RNA, 2869 nt
Organism: Onychostruthus taczanowskii (white-rumped snowfinch)
Lineage: Eukaryota; Metazoa; Chordata; Aves; Passeriformes; Passeridae
Gene: MAN2B1
Product: mannosidase alpha class 2B member 1
Exons: 22
Coding region: 1-2832 (943 amino acids)
Biological process (GO): mannose metabolic process
Cellular component (GO): lysosome
Molecular function (GO): carbohydrate binding; alpha-mannosidase activity
Source: RefSeq, a predicted model, not a curated record
AUGGCGGUGCCCGGAGCGGCGGCGCUGCCGCUGCUGCUGCUCCUGAGCGGGGCGGCCGCGGGCUGCGGGGUGCCCGGGGUUUCGGGGCGCCCCGGGGUUUCGGGGUGCCCGGUCCCGGGGCGCCCGGGGCUCACGGCGCCCGUGCCCGCAGUGCGGAACCGGGAGCAGCACGCGGGCGUGCAGUACAUCCUGGACUCGGUGGUGGCCCAGCUGGCCGCCGAGCCCUCCCGGCGCUUCGUCUACGCCGAGGUGGCGUUCCUGGCACGGUGGUGGCGGCAGCAGGGCCCGGCCACGCGCAGGCUGCUCAGGGAGCUGGUGCAGCAGGGGCGGCUGGAGCUGGUCGGGGGGGGCUGGUGCAUGAACGACGAAGCUGCAGCUCACUACGGGGGGGCCCUGCAGCAGCUGGCCCUGGGCCGGCGCUUCCUGCGCCGCCUCUUCGGGGGCUGCGGCGCGCCGCGCGUGGCCUGGCAGAUCGACCCCUUCGGGCACGCCCGCGAGCUGGCCGCCACCUUCGCCCAGGUGACAGCGCUGUCCCCAGGGAUCCUGCCCAACGUGUACGACCCCCCCGCGGGGCUGUGCUGGGACCAGCUCUGCACCGACCCCCCCGUGGUGGACGGGGACGGCCCCGAGCGCAACGUGGACGCCGUGGUCACCUCCUUCCUGCAGGCAGCGGCCACCCAGGCCCGGCACUACCGCACCAACCACAUCCUGAUGACCAUGGGCUCCGACUUCCACUACGAGAACGCCAACCUGUGGUUCAAGAACCUGGACAAGCUCAUUGCCCACACCAAUGCCCGGCAAGCCAACGGCAGCCGCGUCCACGCCCUGUACUCCACCCCCUCCUGUUACCUGUGGGAGCUGCACCGGGCCAACCUCACCUGGCCCCUGAAGACGGACGAUUUCUUCCCCUACUCGGACGGGCCCCACCAGUUCUGGACCGGCUACUUCAGCAGCCGCCCGGCCUUCAAGGGCUACGAGCGGCUCAGCAGCGGCUUCCUGCAGAUCUGCAGCCAGCUGGAAGCCCUGGCCGGGCCCUCGGCACGGGACGGUCCCUACGGCCCUGGGGACAGCUCGGUGCUCCGUGAGGCCGUGGCCGUGGCCCAGCACCACGACGCCGUGGCCGGCACCGAGAGGCAGCACGUGGCCGACGACUACGCCCGGCAGCUGGCCAAGGGCUGGGACAGCUGCCAGGUUCUGGUGGCCAACGCCCUGUCCCUCCUGGGGGGCACCAAGGACCCCCUGGUGUUCUGCAACGCCCUCAACAUCAGCGUGUGCCCCCUCAGCGAGACCACCCCUCACUUCACCGUGAUCCUCUACAACCCCCUGGCCUGGGGCGUGACCUGGCCCGUGCGGCUGCCGGUCGGGGCCACCUCGUACUCUGUGACCGACCCUCAGGGCCAGCCCGUGGCCAGCCAGGUGAUCCCGGUGUCCGGCGUGACCCGGCGGCUGCGGGGCGGCGCCGGGAGGGCCCCGUGGGAGCUCCUGUUCCAGGCCUGGGCCCCCCCCUUGGGGUUCAGCACCUUUGAGGUGAAGCAGCUGAGCCCGGGAACCCUGUGGGACACCUCCAGGUGGCCCUCGGGGACCCCCUGGGACCCUCCCAGGUGGCCCUCGGGGGACCCAGAGCCGCAGAUUGAGAACGAGCACCUGCGGGUCCGGUUCGACCCCGUCACGGGGCACCUGCUGGAGAUCCAGAACCUGGCCAAGGGCAUCUCUCUGCCCGUCUUCCAGAGCUUCUACUGGUACAACGCCAGCGCCGGGGACGGGCUCAGCCCCCAGGCCUCGGGUGCUUACAUCUUCCGGCCCAACGCCUCCGCGCCCAUCCCCGUGGCCAAACGCGCGGCCACGCACCUGCUCAAGACGGCGCUGGUGCAGGAGGUGCAGCAGAACUUCUCGGCGUGGUGCUCGCAGGUGCUGCGGCUGCGCCCGGGGCAGCCUUACCUGGAGCUGGAGUGGACCGUGGGGCCCAUCCCCGUGGCGGACGGGCUGGGCAAGGAGGUGAUCAGCCGCUUCGAGACGCCGCUGCGCACGGCCGGCCGCUUCUUCACCGACUCCAACGGGCGCCAGGUGCUGGAGCGCAGGCGUGACUACCGGCCCACCUGGAACCUGAGCCAGAGCGAGCCCGUGGCAGGGAAUUACUACCCUGUGAACACCCGGAUCUUCAUCAAGGACGAGAAGCUGCAGCUGACGGUGCUGACGGAUCGCUCGCAGGGCGGCAGCAGCCUCCUGGACGGCUCCCUGGAGCUGAUGGUGCACCGGCGGCUGCUGAACGACGACAACCGGGGGCUGCGGGAGCCGCUGGACGAGCCGGGGGCCGACGGGCGGGGGCUGGUGGUGCGGGGCCGGCACCUGGUGCUGCUGGACACAGCGGCCGCGGCGGCCGAGCAGCACCGGCCGCGGGCACAGGAGACGGUGACACCGCCCGCCCUGGUGCUGGCACCGGGCACGGGGCCUCACCUGCGCCAGGUGUCGGGGCUGCGCCGGGCGCUGCCCCCCAACGUGCACCUGCUGACGCUGGAGCCGCGCGGCGCCGGCGCCGUCCUGCUGCGCCUGGAGCACCUGUUCCAGGUGGGGGAGAGCCACAACGGCUCCCGGGCUGCCAGCGUGGACCUGACGACCCUUUUCUCGGCCUUCACCAUCACCUCAGUGCAGGAGAUGGCGCUGGGGGGGGACAUCCCCCUGCACAGCGUGUCCCGCCUGCUCUGGAACACACCCACAGGCACCCCCAAAGCCCGGCCUGUGGCCAGGCUGGACCCGCGCCGCGUGCGGCUGGAGCCGAUGGAGAUCCGAACCUUCCUGGCCUCUGUGCGGUACCGGGGGCCGGGGGGGUCCUGAGAAACCCCCCACCCCAAAAAAAAAGAAUCCAACUCAA